Messenger RNA from Photinus pyralis (common eastern firefly), 4052 nucleotides. RefSeq names its product facilitated trehalose transporter Tret1-like. Gene Ontology annotation, biological process: carbohydrate transport; transmembrane transport. Bases 1986 to 3395 code for a protein of 469 amino acids. NCBI's taxonomy places the organism in Eukaryota, Metazoa, Arthropoda, Insecta, Coleoptera, Lampyridae. The record is from RefSeq and is a predicted model, not a curated record. Gene Ontology annotation, cellular component: membrane. Gene Ontology annotation, molecular function: sugar transmembrane transporter activity. The transcript has 2 exons.
AAUCGAAAGUUAUAGACUAGAAACCAAUUUCGAAAAAAAAUUCGAAGGGCUGUAACUUUUGAACUAGUAGCCCAAUCUUGGAACUGUUUGAAAUUAUGGAUUGCGUUUCUGUUGGACAGAAAACAUAGGAGCGUGUAGUGUAAAAAUUUGAGUCACCUGACACUUCCGGUGCCGGAAGUGCCCUACCCCAAAGUUGCGGUUACUUUUAUUAGAUAGCCCUAGGUGGCUGAUGUUUUUAAACAACUUCCUACUUCGGAACACUCCUGAAGUUGAGGUUACUUUUCUUAUGAAUCUAGGUCCAUGUAACUGACUGACCCAAGUUGAUAUUUUUUAUAAACUGCCCUCUCAGUCACUUGCUAGAUAUUACAAAGUCAUUCGUUAAUUAGUAUAAUAUAAGUUUACAAAAACCAAAAAUUUGUUGAUUUGUUUAUCAAUCAUCAGUUAAAUAGAGGACUAUCCCUACGCUACUCUUGAAAUAAUUAACACUGUAAAUAAUAAAAAAUCGUUAAGCCGCUUGUGGGCAACAGGCGAAGAGUGCACUUUCAAAUUUGUUUUUUCGAUUUUAAUAGCCCUCAUGGACCUUUUAUGCCAGAAUACAAACAUGAAAUAAUUUUUAAUUUCUGAGCGAAUGAUAGCAAUACCGAGUCUGUAACUGUAAGUGGUGUAGUUCCGGAGCUUUUGAGACUCAGACAGACAUAUCAAGAGCGCAAAAGUGCACUUUUUAUUUUUGAAAGUGAAAGUGGACUAAAAACACUAUAAUAUGCUCUACACAAGCAAUGUUCUCAACUAUAUUUAUGCUGUUUUCAAGGAAAUGCGGAGUCUUAAAUACAGGAGUAUCCAAUUAUAAAUAAAAUUACUUUAAUGUGCUUACAAAAUCAAAUAACAAAAAAUGCCAAUAAUAAACAUUUAAAUGUUUCUUAUAGGUUUCUCGAUCUUCUGAAGAACGCUACCCUUUUACUUCUCUUCACGGCCAAUCGUCUCGUCAAUAUUUCAGUGUUGUACUUAGUAAAUGGUUGCCGUUCUUCCUACAAGUACAUCCUCCUUUACACCAUUUCUCCCAUUGAGCACUGUUCCAUUUCGAGCUACUUUUAUUAGGCGAUACCUUUCAUAUAAGAACCAGCGUUCUGAAAUUGCGGUGAAUUUGCCCCUUGGAAAACAUGCAAGAUUACCAUCACGUUCCAGGUGACAAGGAAGGUCUUCUUAUGUUCCUAGUUAUCCAGGAAAAAUAAAUCAUCCAAAUUGAUUACCUCCUGAAAUUGAUACAUUUCAGUUUUUUGUCAUUGCAGGAUUACAAUUAUGUUCUACCUGUAUCCAUGCGGUGAACCAAAUAAAUAAGGGCUUGGCGCUUGGAAAACAUUAAUAAGAUUCUAAAAAAACAAGGUUAAAAGUUAUCAAUUAUUUCUUAUGAUAUUAAUAACAGCUCGAAAAAUUACAGAUUUCCACAAAAGCAAAAAUUGAUCAAGAUUUAUUUUCGUCAUUCCGUGAUGAUAAAAAUUAAGAAUCAGAUCUACCAGAAUACCUCCCCUUCUCGUAUCUACAACAAAUCUGUUUCUUUAGGGAUAAAAUAUUCUCGUAUCUUUUUUGUUUUACAAAAUGUUAACAAAACUCCCUUUGAGUGUGCAAUAAUUGAAUAAAAAAUUAAUGGUAAUUCUACUAAUACCAACACCGCCAUUGAUUUUGUGUGAAUUUAACUAUAUUUUAUUCCAUCUAAUUAACAGCAGCGUCUCGUCUAGAUUGUGUGAAAAUGUCAUCCACGAAGAGGGGGAAUUGAGAAACAAUUGAUUGAAACCCGUGGAUUGUAGAUCGUGGAAAAAACAAAUAUUUGGAUUCUCCCUCUUCAUAAAUUCAUAGGUCUAAAUUUGAUAAAACUAUUAUCCGAAAAGCACAGGAUUUAGUAUAAAUAAAACAAUCUCAACUUAAUGUAACACAACCCAUUUAUUUGUAGAUUUUAUUAUUUUGCAAUAAACAGAGUUUGCGGGCAACGGAUGCAAACUUCCAAAAUGUCUCCAAAUAACUCAAAAAAGUAUCCACAGUAUCUAGCCAGUAUUGCAGUUUCUUUGGGAGCGAUGGGUACAGGUACUGUCUUUGGGUGGACGGGUAAUAUUUCGCAAGAGCUGCAAAGUGGUGAGCUGAACGGUAUAGUGAUGGAUGCGGUCGACAUGGGAUGGGUCGGUUCCAUUUGUAAUUUGGGCGGAAUGGUCGUGUGUUUUCCGAUUGGGAUACUCUGCGACGUUGUGGGAAGAAAGUUUGCGACUUUAUUGCUUACCGCGCCUUUUCUACUUGGAUGGCUGCUUAUAAUAUUCGCUAGGAACCUUGCGAUGGUCUUGAUAGGCAGAUUUCUGGUUGGUAUGGCGGGUGAGGCUUUUUGUAUAGCAGCUCCAUUGUACACCACUGAGAUAGCGGAGAAGGAGAUCCGAGGCACUUUGGGAAGCUUUUUUCAAUUAUUCGUUACGUUCGGGGUUAUGCUGUCUUACAUUUUGGGGUACGCGGUUAGUGUAAGGGUUUUUACAAUCGUAGUCGCUUUGCUUCCGGUCAUUUUCUGUGUUGCUUUUGCCUUCCAACCAGAGACACCAUUGUACAGACUCAAGCGAGAGGACUAUUGUGGAGCGGAAGACAGUUUUAAAUGGUUGCGUGGACGUGAGUACGACGCAACUUGCGAAAUACGUCAGUUUAAAGCCACUUUGGACGCACGCGAUAACAAUGUCACAACGUGGGCCUCCCUGACGAAGCGCAGCACCAAAGUAGCAGCAGUUGUGAGUUUCAGCCUCAUGUUCCUUCGACAAGCCGGCGGUUCACUUGCCGUCAUUUUCUACACCAGCAACAUUUUUAAAGAUUCUGGUUCUAAUUUAGAUCCGAAAGAAGCGACGAUGAUUGUCGGUGCCAUCCAAAUUGUCGCAACGUUAGCGUCUUCUAGCGUUGUUGACAAAUUGGGUCGCCGAAUUCUUCUCAUGGUAUCGUCAUUCUUUAUGGCCAUCGGCCUGAUAAUCUUAGGCGCCUUCUUCUCGAUAAAACACAGAAAUCUAGUCGACGAGGAAACAAUCGAAAAGUUCGGCUUCCUCCCUGUCCUCGGCCUGUGCCUCUAUAUAAUUGUAUACGCUUUAGGUCUUGGACCAGUUCCAUGGGUGGUUACAGCGGAAUUAUUUCCGCCAGAAAUAAAAGGCGUAGCAAUUGCGGGUGCUGCUACGUUUAACUGGCUUAUAGCGUUUAUUAUCACGAAAUUUUACGGCGAUAUGUCGGCGAAUUUAGGUGGCGACGUCACCUUUUACAUUUUUGCCGGGAUUUGCUUACUGGGGGCCAUAUUUGUCUUCUUUGUGGUGCCUGAGACAAAAGGUAAAUCGCUGAUUCAAAUACAGAGGGAAUUAAAUAAGCAGCCUCCUAAUAAAAUCGGAUUUUAAAAUUGUUCAUGUUUUCUAGGCAAAUUCUCACUUGAAAUAUUUAACGAAUCUCCAAACCUACUUUAUUGCCAGUCUAUUUGCAAAAAUUUGGUGAUAUCCAUUGGAUGGUGGAAUUAUUUCAUAAGGUGGCGUCUAAGUUUAAUUUAUAUUAAAAAGAUUUGUGCCUAAAGGAUCACCUUUCUCAAAAUAUCACACCUGAAAUUAUAUGGCAUGUGUUCAUUUUAAAUACUCACAUAUAAAUACAGAUUUUAUUUAAAUGACAAACCAGGCUAUGAUUAUGUACGUAUAGUUACCUAUAAUAAAAUUAUAAAUUUAUUGUAAAGUUAUGUUAUAAAGUUAAAGUAAAUAAUUUAUCAAAGAAAACGAAAUUAUUGUAUUUGAUUUAUAGCACCAGGCACUUUAACGCAUUUGCCAACAACGAGGGCCAUAUCUCAAGAGUGCAAGAAAAUUUUUUAAAAGAAACAAGAGAACAAUAUAUCUCUUCUUAGUUUCAGAAUGUUCCAAAGCAUUUCAGACAGUUUUCAGGAGUAUGGAAGUAGUUUUACAUAGAGCAGAACUUUCAGGUGGUUUCAUAAGUUUUGAGAGUCAUGAGAAUUUCGGAAGACUUUAAAGGGUUUCCGAGGGUUAAGGGUUGUAGAAAUGUUCAGAGUUUUUUAA